UAUCUAAAAAACAUAAGCUGGCAAUCGUAUUGUCUUCCAGCAUGAAUGGCCCCAUUCGCCAGCACUGUCAGUUGGAAGCAAGACGAAUCAAAGGCGAUCGACUGGAUUCGAUACGAAUAAUUGCAAAAUGAAUUUCAACAAAGACAACAAAUCAAAGAAGUAUUUGCGGCAAUUGGCCGUCAGUAAAAAGGUGAGCGAUGCUCGCCAGGAAGGCUUGGAAAACUGCAUCUGCAAUCGCAAACGGGGCUUGAUUUUCUGCGCUUCCUGCCAGAAAUCGUUCAUGGGCCGCACUGCUGAACGCUGCGCGGCGCAUCCAGAAGUUGCCUAUUUGAUGGAUGCGCGCAAUUGCGCUUUUUGUGGAGCCGCUGGCAAAGAUUUGCGAAUGACGGAUCCUAUAUAAAAUCAAAGAUGAUGUCGUUGACGAUACAUUCAAUAUUAAUUGAAAAAAUGAUGCGUAAAAUCAGUGAAAACACAUAAAAAUAAAUACAUAAGUGUGUAUUAAUUACACACAUACACACACACACAACGAAGUACAUAAGUGUGUAUUAAUUACACACACACACACAAAAUAAAUACAAAAACAAAAAUCAACAAUGUUGCUCUUACAAAUAAUAAACUGAAAAAAAUAAA
Molecule: messenger RNA, 630 nt
Organism: Drosophila grimshawi
Lineage: Eukaryota; Metazoa; Arthropoda; Insecta; Diptera; Drosophilidae
Exons: 2
Coding region: 128-400 (90 amino acids)
Source: RefSeq, a predicted model, not a curated record